CGAAAUUAUUCUAAUACAAUUACAUUCAAGUGAAAUAUUCAUAUAUCUGGUACUCAAUUAUGCUCUUUAUUAAACAUCUCUGUUCGUUGCGUCAUCGUCGGAGAGGUGGCAUGGGCACUUUACAGGAUCGCUUCAAAUGCAAUCGACAAUGUUAUAAUAGCCAUGUAAGACACCUGUGCGGUGUGUGCUUACCCCGGCUUAAUCAAGCCUUUCAAGAAAAUGGUGAUGCCAAGAAGAAAGUGCACUUUUUGCAGGCUUACGAGCCCGGCCCUCUCAGCGAAUUCUUCCGCGGCGAUGUCACCUUAGUCGGAUGCGAUCUGGUGCCCGUCUUCGCUCAUCGUUUCAUCAUGAGCCUUUAUAGUCAAAUUGAAAACUCUUCAAUCUUCAGCUGGAAAUCCUGCUAUCGUGGUCGCCGUGUCUCUUGAUGAAUUUGUUACUUUGUUUGUAGGGAAAUCAAUCGAGACUGCUUCUUCUGCAACUUUGAUUUUUCUCUCCUCCACUCUUGUCCCAGUUGUGUACCUGAAACUUUCACUCUCUUCGAUCACCUCAAUAAACUUCGAGUCUCAAGUCGUCCUCUCAAAACUUUUAAACGUAUGAUGAUUCACGUGAAGUACUCCUUCUUUAAUGGUUCGACUUGACCUCAAAAUCUGCACACGAUUACUAGAGUGACCACGACAGUCGCUCCGUAGGAUGAUUUGCAGACAUCAAGGAGGUCCAGUAUAAUGGGUUUUCCUCAUUCGAGUCGCGUACAUAACGAAAUCAAUCCAUCUCCAGACCCAUAAUCCUUCGAGAUUCUUGCACCAUGAAGGUUGCGGCACAUGUUGGCUCUACAACCAAAAUCCUCUGCCAGUUCAUUAGCCGGUUCUUAGACGUAGAGCAACAUCAUUUUGCUCAACUAUCAAUUAUAUUUUGUAGUAAGAUGACAUGUUUUCAACCUACUCAAAUGAUUCUGAAAUGAAAUCUUGACAUUGUUUUCUAGGCAAAAGCUUAUUAUUUUCAA
Molecule: messenger RNA, 1000 nt
Organism: Marchantia polymorpha subsp. ruderalis
Lineage: Eukaryota; Viridiplantae; Streptophyta; Marchantiopsida; Marchantiales; Marchantiaceae
Source: the annotation of a GenBank genome assembly